Messenger RNA from Necator americanus (New World hookworm), 507 nucleotides. RefSeq lists its product as uncharacterized. Lineage: Eukaryota; Metazoa; Nematoda; Chromadorea; Rhabditida; Ancylostomatidae. The record is from RefSeq and is a predicted model, not a curated record. The transcript has a single exon. Bases 1 to 507 code for a protein of 168 amino acids.
AUGCUCAACGAAUUGAACGAAGCAGGGAAGAGAAUAGGACUACGAACAAACAGAAAGAAGACACAGUUCAUGAAGAACGCCCACUGCGAGGACGGAGGAGUACAACUUGAAGGCUCCCAAAUCGUGGAAACUCCGUCAUACGUAUAUCUCGGACGUUCUAUGAACAUGGAAAACGACUUGAAGGAAGAACUAAAUAGAAGAAUGAGAGCAGCAUGGGCAGCAUUCGCAGCCGUUAGGGAAGCUACGGACCAACUGACGGACCAAGAUCUUCGUGCCCAUCUGUUCGACUCGACAGUCCUUCCAGCGCUCUGUUACGCAGCGGAGACGUGGGCAGACACCGCGGCCACGUCUAGGAAGCUACUUACUACCCACAGAACCCUUGAGAGAUGUCUCCUGAAGUUUAACCGGCGCACACAACACCUUGCCGGUCUUCGUAGCUCCGACUUAAGAGGAAUGUCCCGCCUUCGCGACCCAGCGGAAUAUGUAUCGAAAGCAAAACAUAGAUGA